Messenger RNA from Ipomoea triloba (trilobed morning glory), 2310 nucleotides. RefSeq names its product L-type lectin-domain containing receptor kinase VIII.1-like. Bases 127 to 2118 code for a protein of 663 amino acids. Gene Ontology annotation, cellular component: plasma membrane. The transcript has a single exon. Gene Ontology annotation, molecular function: carbohydrate binding; ATP binding; protein kinase activity. The record is from RefSeq and is a predicted model, not a curated record. Gene Ontology annotation, biological process: protein phosphorylation. Lineage: Eukaryota; Viridiplantae; Streptophyta; Magnoliopsida; Solanales; Convolvulaceae.
UUCUUCUUCUUCUUACGCUCUCUCUUUCUCUGUUCUGGCGAUUUUUUUAGUCUUUUCAAGGGAAAGCUUAUCUUUUUUUGGAGAAAUUGAUCCUCGGUCUCGAAUGGGUUGGAGCGUAAUCCAGAAAUGACGUCACUCCCAGGUGGAUUUUCCGGCGAAAUUGCCGCGAGUUUGUUACUGUUAUUGUUGCUGUUCUGCUUCUCCCGGGGCACUGAAUUUGACUUCGGGACGUUGAAUCUGAGCAGUUUGAAGCUCCUCGGCGAUGCCCACUUGAGUAAUAACACAGUGCGGCUCACACGUGACCUCGGCGUGCCAUACUCCGGCGCCGGGAAGGUGUUGUACGCGGAACCGGUGAGGUUCCGGCAGCCUAAGGGGAACGUUCCGCCGGUUCCGGCUAGCUUUUCUACAUUUUUCUCGUUUUCCGUUACGAAUUUGAAUCCGUCGUCGGCCGGCGGCGGUCUGGCGUUUGUGAUCACCCCGGAGGACAAGUCCGUCGGCGAUUCCGGUGGGUACAUGGGGAUCAUGGAUGCGAAGGGGACGCAAAACGGCGUCGUGGCGGUGGAAUUCGAUACUCUGAUGAACGUGGAGUUCAAAGACGUUAACGGGAACCACGUCGGGGUGGAUUUGGGGUCGCUGGUGUCCGAUCAAGCCGUCGAUCUGGGCUCCGCCGGCGUCGAUCUGAAAAGCGGCGACCUGGUCAACUCGUGGAUCGAUUACGCCGGCCCGAGUCAGCAACUCAGCGUCUACGUCUCCUACUCCAAUCUCAAACCCAAAGCUCCACUUUUAACCGUCCCACUCAACUUAAACGAGCACGUGAGCGAGUUCAUGUUCGUCGGAUUCUCCGGGUCGACUCAGGGGAGCACGGAGGUCCACGCCGUUGAGUGGUGGAGCUUCACCUCAUCGUCGUUUGACGACGGGAACACCGCUAAAUCCCCGCCGCCAACCACCGCUCCUCCGCCGCCGCCGGAGAAGAAGACUGGGAAAUGCCGUAGUCUGUGCAAGGAAGGCCCCGGCGCAGUCGUCGGAGUGGUCACCGCCGGCGCGUUCUUUUUAUGCCUCGCCGGAGUCCUAUUCGUGUGGCUAUACUGCAAAAAGGUCAAGAGAGUGAAAAAAACAGAGACUUUGGGGGCAGAAAUCAUCAAAAUGCCGAAAGAAUUUAGUUACAGGGAGCUGAAAUCGGCAACCAAAGCGUUCGAUCCCGGCCGGAUCAUCGGCCACGGCGCCGUCGGGACUGUUUACAAAGGAGUCUUGACGGGGACCGGCGACGCCGUGGCAAUCAAGAAGUGCAGUGACGGCGGGGAAGGGAAAGCAGAGUUUCUGUCGGAAUUAUCCAUCAUCGGAACCCUCAGGCACAGAAAUCUAGUCAGGCUGCAAGGAUGGUGCCAUGAAAAAGGUGAAAUCUUGUUAGUCUAUGAUCUAAUGCCAAAUGGGAGUCUAUACAAGGCACUAUUUGAGUCAAGAAUGGUUCUCUCAUGGCCACACAGGCUAAAGAUUUUGUUAGGGGUGGCAUCUGCCAUGUCAUAUUUACACCAAGAAUGCGAAAACCAAGUGAUCCAUAGAGACAUCAAGACCGGCAACAUCAUGUUAGACGAAGGGUUCAACGCAAGGCUCGGAGAUUUCGGGUUAGCCAGGCAAAUUGAGCAUGACAAGUCCCCAGAUGCCACUCUGGCAGCCGGGACAAUGGGAUACUUAGCCCCAGAGUACGUUAUAACCGGACAAGCUACUCAGAAGAGCGAUGUGUACAGUUUCGGAGCAGUAUCUCUUGAGGUGGCUAGUGGGAGGAAGCCAAUUGGGGCUAAUGGCAACUUGGUGGAAUGGGUGUGGGGUCUUCAUAGUGAAGGGAGAUUGUUGGGAGCAGCUGAUUCAAGGUUGAAUGGUGAGUAUGAUGAAGGUGAAAUGACAAGAGUUUUGAUGGUUGGGUUAGCUUGUUCUCACCCUGACCCCAUGGCUAGACCCACAAUGAGGGGGGUGGUUCAGAUGUUGGUUGGGGAGACUGAAGUUUCACUUCUCCCUAGAGCCAAACUUGCAAUGGCAUUGGAAAAUGAUAGUAUGUCUGACUUGAAUGGCACGAUCACCAUCUCCGCUUCAUCUUCAGAAAAUGCAAUGGACCUGGUCUAAUGGGAUCAAAUAUGUUUGUUUAUAUAUAUUCUUCUGUUUUAUGAUUAUGAUUGUAUACAACACAUAAUGAACUAUUAUCAAUGUGGAUUCCAAAAUUUUGAUCUUUAAACUCACUCUUUCAUGUCGUAUAAUUAUAAUUAUGGCGGCGCUGCAAAUGAGUGACACUAGACCAUAAGGCCUUUGACAUUUAUA